Messenger RNA from Tinamus guttatus (white-throated tinamou), 1396 nucleotides. The record is from RefSeq and is a predicted model, not a curated record. NCBI's taxonomy places the organism in Eukaryota, Metazoa, Chordata, Aves, Tinamiformes, Tinamidae.
AUGGGCCGCUUGGAUCCAUGGGGAGCAGGAACAGAUCCACUCGCCGCCCCAAUCCUGGAGCAAGACGCGUGCUCCGAGGGGGACACGGAUGGGGAUGAGGCGCCCUGGACGGGGCCCGUUCCUCACGCGCGUUCCCUCCCCUUGCAGAGCCGCCUGCCCGGCAUCAAGGUGAAGUACCUGCUGGUGCUGUGGCUGGGCAUCUUCGUGGGCAGCUGGGUGGCCUACGUGCACUACGCGUCCUACUCGGAGCUCUGCCGCGGCCACGUGUGCCGCGCCGUCAUCUGCGAGCAGUACAGGAAGGGGAUCAUCGCGGGCUCCACGUGCCGGGAGCUGUGCGAGGAGCUCACCCUGCGCUUCCAGCGCUGCCUCUCGUCCUCCGCCGCGCAGCAGGUGGGUCCCGCGGGCGCAGGGAGCGGCUGGCGGCGGCCCCCAAAAAGGGCCCCCCCCGGCAUCGAGGAGGCCCUCAAGGCGGGGGGCGGCCCGGACGCGGCGCCCCGGCGCGACGUGGUUCUCUUCGACAAGCCGACGCGCGGGACGUCCAUGGAUGAGUUCAGGGAAAUGCUCCUGAAUUUCCUCAAGUCCCACCUCGGAGACCAGCCGUCCCUCGCAGCCUUGGUCGGCCGGAUCAUCGCCAUGGCCGACGUCAACAGAGACGGGAAGGUGUCCUUGGCGGAGGCUAAAUCCAUCUGGGCGCUCCUGCAGCUCAACGAGUUCCUCCUCCUGCUCUCGCUGCACGAGAAGGAGCACACGCCGAAGCUGCUGGGCCACUGCGGGGACCUCUACGUCACCGAGAAGAUCCCCCACACGUCCCUGUACGGGACGGAGGUCCCCCGUGUCCUGCAGUCGCUGCUGCCCUCCGCCGUCCAGCGCCUCGUCCACCAGUGGGUCGCGCCAGCGUGGCCCCGACGGGCCAAAAUCGCCAUCGGCCUCUUGGAGUUCGUGGAGGAGAUUUUCCAUGGGACGUACGGGACCUUCUACAUCUGCGAGACCAGCUCCAGGAACGUGGGCUACAACGACAAGUACGACUUCAAGAUGGUCAACCUGAGGAAGGUGGCGACGGAGACGUCGGUGAGGGCCUUCCUCAAGGGGCGGCACUGCGAGCAGAACGGGGACUGCACCUACGGCAGGGACUGCACGGCCGCGUGCGACAAGCUGCUCAAGCAGUGCAAGGGCGACAUGGUGCAGCCCAACCUGGCCAAGGUGUGCGGGCUGCUGCAGGACUACGUGCUCCCCGGAGCGCCGGCCGAGCUGCGGGAAGAGCUGCGGAAGCAGCUCCGCACGUGCACCACCCUCAGCGGCCUGGCCAGCCAGAUGGAAGUGCAUCACUCCCUCGUGCUCAACAACCUCAAGACCUUGCUCUGGAAGAAGAUUUCCAACACCAAAUAUUCCUAGCGGG